AUGCGUUCAGUCAUCUCUCUGCUUUCAUUCUCGUCUGUUGCUCUUGCGAGCUGGACCCAGAACUUGAACUACCGCAGUCCUUCUGACCACCACCCUGGACUCGGUAUCUCUCUUCACAAGGUCAACAAGCGUAAUGUGCCCGGUACUCAGUACUCUGCCUCGCAGUUGAACUUUACCCAUGGCAUUGCCUCCGGUGACCCUUACUCAGACUCUGUCAUUCUGUGGACUCGCAUUGCUCCCAUGUUUGACAGUGUCAAUGACAACUCGACCGUCUCUGGCAUUGCACCUCUGUACGGCCAUGGUGCAAACUUGAACGCUAGUACUGCUCCUGUCUGUGUGCAGUUCAAGGUUUCCAAGUCUCCCAACUUUACCCAUGUUGAGAGCAGCGGUACUGCUUACACUUCGUCCGAUAUUGACUACACUGUCAAGGUGAGAUUAAUCGACCUACUGAAGAUUGAUGCAUUGGCUGAUUCGCGGUUAUCUAGNGUCGAGGCUAAGAACUUGACGGCCUUCACCCGUUACUACUACCAAUUCAAUGUCUGCGGCUCCAACAAGACUAGUCCUCUUGGCCGCACCAAGACUGCUCCUGACACUAACGACUACACUGCCGAGGUUGGACUUGCUGUCUACUCGUGCAGCAAUUUCCGUAUGCCAUCAUGA
Messenger RNA from Aureobasidium musti, 660 nucleotides. The record is from the annotation of a GenBank genome assembly. Lineage: Eukaryota; Fungi; Ascomycota; Dothideomycetes; Dothideales; Saccotheciaceae.